This is a messenger RNA of Drechmeria coniospora, 207 nucleotides long. RefSeq lists its product as uncharacterized. The transcript has a single exon. Bases 1 to 207 code for a protein of 68 amino acids. Lineage: Eukaryota; Fungi; Ascomycota; Sordariomycetes; Hypocreales; Ophiocordycipitaceae. The record is from RefSeq and is a predicted model, not a curated record.
AUGUCGUCCACCUCGACCUCGACCGACUGGACAAGUUUGGCGAUGAAUCUGGACAUCAUGAUCGAUGGCGUACGGCAUGCCUGUGCCGAGCAGCAGUGGGACGUUGAGCAGGCGGCAGGGUUGAGGGCAGCUCAGCAAAUCCGUGAUCCGAACAUGCGUCUCGAAACGACAGCAUCUUCGGCUCCAUACGACGCAUGCACUGGUUAG